Messenger RNA from Cicer arietinum (chickpea), 2156 nucleotides. RefSeq names its product endoglucanase 1-like. NCBI's taxonomy places the organism in Eukaryota, Viridiplantae, Streptophyta, Magnoliopsida, Fabales, Fabaceae. Gene Ontology annotation, biological process: carbohydrate metabolic process. Gene Ontology annotation, molecular function: hydrolase activity, hydrolyzing O-glycosyl compounds. The record is from RefSeq and is a predicted model, not a curated record.
CAGGAGCCGCUAACGUGUUUUUCCAUUUUUUUUAUGGAGUAGUAUAUUUUUAUUAAGCCAUCAUUUUCUUAUCAAGUUGUUUUAAGGCCUAUAAAAAGGAAAAAUAUUGAUAAACACCUCUAAGGCUAUUUGGAUAGUUUAAAACCAAGUCAGUGGAGUGGAAUAGAGCGGAAUAAAAUAAAGUAGAAUGAAAUGAAAUAGAGUAGAUAUUUUAUGAUGGAACGGAACAAAUUUUUCAUUUGAUUGUUUGGAAAAUAAAUAGAAGGCAGUUUGAUGAUUGGUUGCAGUUAUUGUUAGGCCAAAAACUGCCUAGAAAUCAGUCCACGUUGAAGUGUGGCGCAGUUGAUCCCGUGAACAAUUAGCAUUAACCAAUCUUCCAAUUUCCCACUUCUUUCUUCUAUAUAAACACUAUCCAUUUUUCCGUUAUCAUAAACAAUCACUCCACACGAUGGCUUCAACUUCAACUUCAACCUCAACCACUACAUUAUAUUUGCUACAUUUUCUGUUAAUGUUUUCUUCAUUCCAUUGUCAAUUAACCUUUGCUUUCACUUCACAAGACUACCACGAGGCUCUUGAAAAAUCCAUUCUCUUCUUUGAAGGACAACGAUCUGGAAAAUUGCCAUCCAACCAGAAACAAACGUGGAGAGGAGAUUCUGGAUUAUCCGAUGGCUCUUCUUAUCAUGUGGACCUAGUUGGCGGUUAUUAUGAUGCUGGUGACAACGUUAAGUUUGGGUUACCAAUGGCAUUUACAACUACAUUAUUAGCAUGGAGUGUCCUUGAAUUUGGAAGCUCAAUGCAAGACCAAAUUGAAAAUGCUAGAACUGCCAUCCGGUGGAGCACGGAUUACCUUCUUAAGGCGGCCGUCACAACCCCCGACACAUUAUAUGUUCAAGUUGGAGAGGCUAACAUGGAUCACAAGUGUUGGGAAAGGCCAGAGGAUAUGGACACUCCACGCAAUGUGUAUAAGGUAUCAGAUCAAAACCCAGGUUCCGAUGUAGCGGCGGAGACGGCAGCUGCAUUGGCAGCUUCUUCAUUAGUAUUCACUGAUUCUGAUCCAACCUAUUCCUCCAAAUUGCUUCAAGCAGCCAUCAAUGUAUUCGAUUUUGCAAACCGUUACAGAGGCUCUUACAGUGACUCUCUUAAAUCUAUAGUCUGCCCAUUUUACUGUUCUUACUCUGGAUAUAAGGAUGAGUUACUUUGGGGUGCAUCAUGGAUUUAUAAAGCUUCUGGAAAUAACUCCUACAUGGAAUUCAUAGAAUCCAACGGUCACUUAUUAGGUGCUGAUGAUGACAGUAACUUUUUCAGUUGGGAUGACAAACGACCUGGGACUAAAAUACUACUUUCCAAGGAAUUUUUGGAGAAAAAUUCUGAAGAGUUUCAGUUAUACAAGGCACAUGCAGACAAUUACAUUUGUUCUCUAAUACCAGGAACUCCUGCUUUUCAGGCUCAAUUCACCCCAGGGGGUGUUCUGUAUAAACAGAGUGCAAGCAAUUUACAGUUUGUGACAUCUACAACCUUUCUUCUCUUAACAUAUGCCAAAUAUCUCAACCUAAACGGAGGUGCUGUCUCGUGUGGAACAUCAAAACUAACAGAACAGAAACUCAUAAAGUUAGCUAAAAGCCAAGUUGAUUACAUUUUGGGUGAUAAUCCAAAAAAAAUGUCUUAUAUGGUGGGUUUUGGAGAGAGGUAUCCAAAGAAUAUUCACCAUAGAGGUUCCUCUUUACCUUCCAUUCACGAACAUCCUCAGAAGAUUUCGUGUAACUAUGGGUAUCACUACAACAGUUUAGGUUCACCCAAUCCUAAUGUUCUUGUUGGAGCCAUUGUUGGUGGUCCUGAUAAGCAUGACAAUUUCUCUGAUGAUAGAAAUAAUUAUCAACAGUCGGAGCCAGCAACUUACAUUAAUGCACCUUUUGUUGGUGCUCUUGCUUUUUUUUCUGCUCAACCAACAAGUUAACAAUAGUCACAUAAAGCUAUGUUAAACUAUAAGAAUCUUGGUGAUAGAUAGAUUCAUUUAGUUUCUUUAGGUCCAAGUCAAUUAAGCUUGUAUUAGUAAUAGUCAACGUGUGGUUGGUUAGUAAAGAGUUAUUUUUGUCACAAGUUUGUGUGUUGCUCUACAUCUUAUUAGGAAAAUUAAAGUGGAAGUUUUUAUAGUACUA